Lathyrus oleraceus (garden pea) is the source of this 1295-nucleotide messenger RNA. Its product is annotated as heat stress transcription factor B-2b. Gene Ontology annotation, cellular component: nucleus. NCBI's taxonomy places the organism in Eukaryota, Viridiplantae, Streptophyta, Magnoliopsida, Fabales, Fabaceae. Bases 152 to 1108 code for a protein of 318 amino acids. Gene Ontology annotation, biological process: regulation of transcription by RNA polymerase II. Gene Ontology annotation, molecular function: RNA polymerase II cis-regulatory region sequence-specific DNA binding; DNA-binding transcription factor activity. The record is from RefSeq and is a predicted model, not a curated record. The transcript has 2 exons.
UCUUCUUCCAUUAAUAUUUAUAUCAUUAUUUCCCUUUCAUAAUCUCUCUCUUCCUUCUAUAAUUAUUGUGUUUAUUCUCUUCUAUACCUCCUCGCGAACAUUCUAGAACUAUCACGAUAUUAAUUCGUUCUCUCGUGUUAUUUUCUUCUCCAUGGCUCCAUCGGUGGAACACAAUGGUGAUUCCUCAACCGGCGAGUCUCAAAGAUCAACUCCGACACCGUUUAUCACAAAGACGUACCAGAUCGUUGAUGAUCGCACCAUCGACGACGUCGUUUCAUGGAACGAUACCGGAACAUCCUUCGUCGUUUGGAAUCCUACCGUUUUCGCGAGGGAUUUGCUUCCUAAAUAUUUCAAGCACAAUAAUUUCUCCAGCUUCGUACGCCAACUCAAUACUUAUGGAUUUAAAAAAGUUGUGCCUGAUCGCUGGGAAUUCUCUAACGAAUGCUUUCGAAGAGGCGAGAAACGCCUUCUAUGUAAUAUUCAGCGACGGACAAUCGUUUCAAAAUCGCCGCCGGCAGUUAUCAAUGGCGGUGCAACUGCGACAGUAGCGGUGUCGUCUCCGUUACAUUCGGUUUCAGUUCCGCCUGCAAAGUCGAUCGUUUCGCCGUCGAUUUCGGGAGAGGAGCAGGUGAUUUCUUCUGAUUCGUCGCCGUUUGAGCAGGCGGCGCUAUUAGAAGAGAAUGAUAGGCUUAGAAAGGAGAACAUGCAGUUAAGGACGGAAAUAGAGGAUAUGAAAUCCCUCUUCAAUAAUAUUUCCAAUCUUAUGUCUAAUUAUGCCAAAUUUCAAGCGGAAAGUGGUGCACAAGGAAAAGAGUGUUGCUCCACGGCAUCGAAGACGCUUCAUCCAUUGCCGGAGAAGCGGUGCGAUGGCGAAGAUGCGUCGGAGAUAGUGAUGGAGGAUAACUACCCGAAACUGUUUGGAGUGGCGAUAGGUACGAAGCGAGCGAGAGAAGAAGGAAGGGGUGAUGAAGAUAAUUCGGUGUUGAGCCUGCAUCAACCAGUUAAUGUGGACUGGAAAUCAGAGUCGUUAGAUUCACAUAACGGCGUAAAGAGGAAAACGAUGUGGCUAAAUAAGUGGUUCAAAGCGAAUCAGAGUGUGUGCAAUUGACUCAUUAUCAUGUUGUGUGGGAUAGGGAGCACGUUAGGCUACGUUAGGAGCGGCGUAGACAAUCUGAGUCCUUAAACACGGAGACGCAAGUCUCUGAUGUUUUUCUGUAUGACGUUUUUCUGUAUGCUUUGUAACCGUAUGGGACAGUUAUAGUUUUCGCAAUAAAAAACUUUUUCUUCCUUUUUCA